Molecule: messenger RNA, 261 nt
Organism: Epithele typhae
Lineage: Eukaryota; Fungi; Basidiomycota; Agaricomycetes; Polyporales; Epitheliaceae
Product: CTAG/Pcc1 family
Exons: 2
Coding region: 1-261 (86 amino acids)
Cellular component (GO): EKC/KEOPS complex
Source: RefSeq, a predicted model, not a curated record
AUGCGUAUCCCCUUCGCGUCGGGGCACCACGCGACGAUCGCACAGCAAGUCAUCGAUGUAGAUCGCGAACUUCAACCCGACGUGGUGAAGCGCGUCCUCGCCGUGGAAGGCCGCGAGCUCGUAGCGACGUUCACCACGCUGACGGUGCGCCUCGCGCGGCUGACGUCGAACGCGUUCCUCGAGAACGUCGACCUCGUCGUGCGGACCAUCGGGGAGUUUGGCGAGGACGCCGCGCGGCCGCCGGCUCGUCCUGCCGCGUGA